This is a messenger RNA of Haplochromis burtoni (Burton's mouthbrooder), 2151 nucleotides long. Its product is annotated as RNA-binding protein 4.1-like. The coding region runs from base 451 to 1296 and encodes 281 amino acids. The record is from RefSeq and is a predicted model, not a curated record. Gene Ontology annotation, molecular function: nucleic acid binding; zinc ion binding. NCBI's taxonomy places the organism in Eukaryota, Metazoa, Chordata, Actinopteri, Cichliformes, Cichlidae. The transcript has a single exon.
UAAACACCUGUUGUGUGGUUAUUCCAAGUAUUUGAUUUGAAGUACAUAGAGUGUACAAAUCGUACCAAAUGCAUAGUCCCAUUAAGGGCAGGAUUAAAACGGACAUGACGUAGUCCUGUUCGUAGAACGUGGUGUUUGACACGCAUUUAUUCGCAGGAUCAUAAAUCUCGGGUUGCGCCGGUGAGAUCCACGUCCGCACCACGGGUACAAGUUGAAAUUGACGCUCACUGAUCACAUCGUAUUAGUUACCUGUUGUGUUUUCGGUGGUUUAAGAAGCGUUUCAAGUUACGGAUUUCAGCUUUAAUAACCAUAUUUUUAGUGCUCAAAUCAUUAGGUAUGUCUUCUUGCUACUGUUGAGAUACAAUGCAGCCUUUUAGCUGAUUGAUACAGGCAGGAAAUAUGAAUGCAGGUAUAAAUCCUUAUUGAGUCUUUUCUUUUUAAGGCAAACUGAUGAGCGUGAAGCUUUCGACUAGCCGCCUGCGUACUGCGCCGGGAAUGGGAGACAGAUCGGGUUGUUAUCGUUGCGGGCAGGAAGGCCACUGGUCCAAAGAAUGCCCUCUUGACCAAAAUGGCUACCACGGUUCAGAGCCAAAGUCUGAUGGAUACGAUGCCUCGAGAUUUGGCGGGCGGGGUCGCAGCAGGGGUUAUCAUCCGGACUUCAGUGGCGAACCAGAUUACGGUGGCAGCUAUGCUCCUGUGCACGGUUUUUCCCGAGGUUCCGGUCACAGCAGCAACAUGGCAGGGUACAGAAGAGGUGCAGGCUAUGAGGGUGCAAUGAGGUAUGGGCCACACCCGGGGUAUGGUGUAAAUGCUGCUGCAGAACAUAGCAUGGCUCAGAUGUAUGGCGGCGAGGCAGCAUACAGGGGCAACGGCUCACUCUAUGGCGCGUUCCCAGCCUACCCGGUGCGACGGUCGCCUUACGAGGAAAGAGAUCCGUACGGGGUUGUGGACUACUACGAGAAGUACAGGGCCAAUACUUACGGAGGCAGUUAUUUCGAGGAACGCCGCGCUGUCCCCUUGCCUGCUCCAGCAGCGUCCUCCUCCACGGCUAUAAUGAGAGAGCGUCUGCCUCCCUCUAAUGUCAACCCAUACGAGCGCCCUCCCCUCCCUCCUCCACCAGCCCCAGUCUCUUCAUACUACGCACGUGACCGGAGUCCGAUUCGGAGAGUUGCUGCCGAAGCAGAUGGAUAUACAUAUGAGCGUUCGCGCCUUUCUCCGGUGACCGCCCUCCCAAGAAGUUCUACCUAUGAAAAUCCGCGGGAUCCCGGCGCGGAGCGGGCACGGUAUACAUACUAGUGCUUGUCCCAUGCAGUCAGGGCAGAGCUGAUUUACAGUAAGCAGGUAGGCUAGCCGAAGUGCCAUGUAAACGUCACACAGUGAAUCUCAUUGCUGUUGUUUGAAGCUAAAGUCAGCGCUCUGUAUGUGGGUGGGUGGGCACAGUAAGCAGAACAUUUAAGUCUAAAUGGUUGGAUACAUUCACAAUAUGCUUUGAUCUUCUUCCAGGUCCUAAUUCACACUCCAGUCCAAACAGUGGCUCAGUUUCCCAUCUCUCAUUGUCUUGUAACACGCUGUGGUAUAGCUGCAGUUAGCAAGUAUGUAAAAGCAGGUCCAGCCUGAUUCCUUACGUGACACUGCCACAACUGAAUUUUUGCCCUUCUGAAAAAAACAUACAUAGCCUGAACACAUUACAUUAGUGCAUGGUGCUUAUUGUAAAGGUGAGUCUUCUGUUAAUAGAACUUAAAGUGUAUUCAGCAGCUUCUAAUGUAUUAUGUGCGUUUAGUGUAUUUGUGUUAGUGGAAGUAUGCCUCAUAACUGCAGCGACGGCUAAACAAAUGUGAGUGCUUGAAGCCUGAAAACGAGGACCUUCUCUUCCUUCUCAUGGUUCCAUUUUUCUGUUCGGGAUCAGAUGAAAACAUUUGUGAAAUUAAGAUGGGAGAACUUUUUUUUUUUUCUUAAGCUACAUUGUGUUUGAUUUUUUUUUUCUUUUUCUUUUAUUGACAGUAGGAACAUUACUUAAAUUCCAUUGAUUUCCAUUGCUAUGAUAAAUAUGAGAUUCACAUGUUCAACCUGUAGUAGUAAAGCAUUGACCUCGGAACCUUUUUGUCUGUAUUGAUUUCUCACUAUUAGGUUAUAAUAAAAAAUCUGUCUAAA